AUGCUCGCCUCUCUGCUUCGACCGAAGAAGCGACGCGAAUACGCGCAAAGCUCUCUCUUUCCGUCACCCUACCCUGCCGAUGAGUCGCGGUGGCGCUUGCUUGAUGAAACCGCACGCGGAGGUCAAAAACCUGGGUAUGGUGAACUUGGUGGAAACGAAAGGGGUGAAGAAGAUACCGAGGAUGAGAGCAUAGAAGACGAGGAUGCCGAUGCAGAAGAUGAGGACGCUCCCAUCGAGUCAACACCCCUUCUUCCAAUUUUCUCGGCCCCUCACUUAGAUAUCCUUCCGGUCUACGACGUUACACAUGCUAUCCGAUCCUUGAUCAUCUCGCGGUGCGAAACCACCCUUACCUGGGACCAGCUCCGAUCACCUCAGAUUUCGCAAUUCUUGGUAAAGCCAAUUCAACAGAAAAUCAAAGCCUCGCACUUUUCAAGAGCUACGCUAUAUGCAUUGAUGACGAAUUGCCUUCAAUUCGACAGGGAAGUUCAUUUGAACCCAGGAAACAGCGGAACCAACCACACUCGUGCGAUGGUGAGCGAGCUUCUGGCGAUAAAGCUCCUCAGAGACUACACAACCCGCGAAUUGAUCGACGCUCUCUCCUAUGACUUCUAUCCGCUUCAAGGGCAAAAGUUGGAGGGAAACGGCAACAAUCAACGAGCGCCGGGCUGGACCUCUACAGGCGGGGGUAAGCGGCUGCCAGCAGUCGCUCGAAUCUCAUGUCUUGAGAUAGCUAUCCGUGCUCAAGCGAAACGGUUUCUAUCUCAUCCGCUUGUGGUCAAGCAGCUGGAGGCAAUCUGGGCUGGGACUAUUGUAUUUCACUCCGCCGCGGACAAUCUCCAUCGCCUCAAUCCGCCAACCCGAGCGGGCAAGAGUUCGACCUCCUACGGCGCCACUUCGAGCAGUGGUGCUCCAGACAAGAAAACUUGGACCGAUACAUCUAAGUUGCGGCGAUCAGUGACGCUUUAUGACCCCCGCUAUGCCUCUCUAUUCAAGCUCUCUCGGCUCCGAGUUCCUCGAUACCGGCAGUUUCUCUCCACAUUGUCCUUUGCGGUUCUGCUCGGCUUGUUUCUCGCUGUUCUACAAGAAAGGAGCAUCGAGAUCACCUCGUUGGAAGUAGUGUUCUGGUUUUGGAGCGCGGGCUUUAUGCUUGAUGAGAUCGUUGGCUUCAAUGAGCAAGGCUUUAGCCUCUAUCUCAUGAGCUUCUGGAAUAUCUUUGAUCUCGGAAUUCUCAUUCUUUUAUUUUGCUACUACUGCAUGCGUCUAUACGGCGCUUUUAUGCCGUACACUCAUAAGCCGGCUGUUGCGCAAAAAGCCUACGAUGUUCUGGCAGCGAAUGCAGUCUUGCUGUUUCCGCGACUAUUUUCGAUACUGGAUCACUACCGCUACUUCUCGCAACUGCUGAUUGCGUUUCGCAUAAUGGCGUCGGAUCUGGUUGCGGUGUUUGUACUAAUCAUCGUUGCGUGCAGCGGAUUCUUCGUCGCAUUUACUCUGUCUUUCAGCAACGGCCAGGAUCAAUCACCUGGAUCCGUAGCGUAUGCGCUUUUCCAAAUGCUCAUGGGCUUCACUCCGGCUGCAUGGACUCUCUGGGACGAGUAUAAUUUUCUCGGCAGGGCUAUCUUGACAAUGUUCCUCUUCAUUUGUCAUUUUGUUGUUGUCACUAUACUAAUUACUGUUUUGACAAACUCCUUCAUGAGAAUCGUGCAAAACGCCAAUCAAGAACAUCAGUUUCUGUUCGCUGUCAACACAAUCUCGAUGGUCAAGUCUGAUGCACUCUUCUCAUACGUGGCGCCGACAAACAUUUUUGCUUGGUUGAUCACCCCACUUCGCUACUUGAUCUCCUUCAGGCAGUAUGUGCGAAUCAACCGCACUAUUAUCAAGAUCACACAUAUGCCCAUAUUGUUUACUAUCUGCGCCUAUGAAAAGACGAUUCUCAGCCCGCAAAUGAUUGAAUCGACUGACCUCAUUGAUUCUCCCUUAAGGUCUGAAUUCGGAGGAGAAACUCGUGCUCGCCAUCGACUCAGGGCUUUGAGUUCCCGCGCUCCUCGUUUCGUACGGGAGCCGUCAGUGGCAACUUUUCAGAAAGACCGCGCUCUGGAAGAAGUGUUUCGGCAGCCGUUCCGUAACAGUAAGCAUCGAAGCCCUGUUAGAGACAUCCAAAGAAAGAGCAAUCAUCUCGUGAACAACUGGAUGCAAGAUAUGGGCUCUGGACCAGUCAACCCACCAGAUGAGCAAGACUCGGAUGAAGUUGAUCGACUGGAGCGAAUGCCGAAAGGACGUUUUCUUCCCCGGCGUGGACGGGCGCGAAGUCUUCGUAACUUUACCGACUCCAUCGCGUCCAAUCCUGAAGAGCAUAUACCCCAUGCUAUAUCGUCUCCUGCAACACCCCGUGAUGUGAGAGAUUUCAUGCCAGCAAGGGCCAGACGACUCUCUCGUCAUACAGACAUAGAGGGAGACAAUGAACUUACCAGCGAUGAUAACGGAAACUGGAAUGAGCGACAGUCAGACGCCAAGGACUCGGAUGCACAGUCAAAAACUAGCAACGAAGGUAUGGGUAAAACGAUACCGAAAUUCUACAGCUCGCGUCCAUCUACAGCGAAACGCAAAUCCCGCAAGAACAGUCCAGCUCGGUUUGUCCGUCACCAUUCGCGGAACCCCUCCGGAGCUACAAUCCUGUACAACCCGGUGACAUCGAGCCACGGCGACCAAAGCGACAGCGUUUCGGACGUCGGCCAACCGAUUUCUAGGAUGAUCCCCGGUCAGCAAUUCCCCACGGCUUCAGCUCAUCGGAAUACUUUGGAAAGAAGGCAUAGCAUGGAUGCUGGCAAGACGCUCCUCAACACAAACAUGUUCAGAAGUAAUCAAUUGUCGGUGCCGAACGUUGGAAACUUCAUCGCGCCAGGUCACGGAUCAUGGCACCAUGACGCAUCUGUGCUCGAAGGUUUAGGCUCGGACCUGGGAGAUGGCAAGGCAAUCGCUAACGGAUUCAUGGGAGGUGCCCCUUCAAGCUUCACUACACAGAUGGCCUACGCCGCAGGAGGUAUCCGACGCAGGGGUGAGCCGCACGGAAACCAAGAUAUGCUCAGCAAGCUCGUUUUGGCGCGGAUGAACAACAUCGAGGAAGGGUUCCGGGAGGUAAUCAAGGAGGUUAAAGACUUGCGCUCCAGCCGUAGCCACAGCCGGCCGGACGAGCAGCGCAGCGAUCAGCGAGAGAAAUACCGAGCAGACAAGAAAAAGAAACGCCCGGUAUCUCGCAGGGGCAAAACUAGCGAUGGAACCCGUUCCGCUGGACCUACUGUGGCAUCUUCCAAGAAGAAUUCCGAUACAGAGGAUGAAUAA
Aspergillus calidoustus is the source of this 3336-nucleotide messenger RNA. The record is from the annotation of a GenBank genome assembly. NCBI's taxonomy places the organism in Eukaryota, Fungi, Ascomycota, Eurotiomycetes, Eurotiales, Aspergillaceae.